AUGGACGAUGUCCCAUCAAUACUACCCGAUGGGCGACUCGGGGAAUCGUUCAAUGCCCCAGUCUUCGAAGAAGAAGCUUUCCUAUCGCCAGGAACAUUCUCCAGUGCGGACGAGUACGCCGCAAACCCGCGCUUCCUAGAACUACAAGAGGAACUGCGUUGCGUACUUUUCAGCGCAGUAGCUAGUCUUGAUCCAAGCAGCUACACAUCUCCUCCCUCUGAGCCACUUGAAGGGACAGCAGGGACCGCGAGAACAUCCCGUCAAAACCUAGACUUCACCCGGGUAUCCAUACCGAAAAUUCGUCUAAUUCACUAUCUCAAAAAUUGGAUCACCGAAUGUGCGCCAUACCUCGACAAAUUCGACGAGUCGCGUCAUUUCGGUGUUCACAUCCCUAUUUUGGCGCAACGGUCGCCUGCGCUAUUUUAUGCUAUCUUGGCCUUUUCCGCCCGCCAAACGGAGCGGAAGGCAUGUCUAGAUAAGGCGUAUGAUAGUCUGGAGCUGUAUCAGGAAUCUAUUCGUCUCCUUGGCCCAUGUCUCCAAGCCAAGGACCCGAAUGUGCUGGCAACAGUGUGUAUCCUCGCCGUCAUGGAACUGAUGUCCGUCAGUCCGCGCGACUGGCGCCGCCAUGUCGAGGGCUGCGCUGCUCUUUUCGAUUCUUUCAAUGUGAAUGGAUUAUCAGGGGGUCAUCUACAAGCUGUGUUCUGGUGUUACGCGCGCAUGGAAUUAUGUGGAGCGAUAAUCUCCAACGGCGCAGAAAGUACAGUGCUUCCGCUGGAAAAAUGGGUGCCUGCCAUGCCUGAAACCGCCACACCCACGGAACGAGAUAAUAUGAUUCGAGAUUCCUUUUGCCAGAAGGGAGUUAUAUCUCCAGAUAUGCACGCUAACUGGGCUGUCUACCUAUGCGCGAAAACAUGUGAUCUCUCCUGUCGACAGACCAGAUACGUCGAGCUGGGCGAAAUGGUUGAAGACCCACGUCCAUUUACCGAACGAUGGACCUGUCUAUGGAACGAAUUGCAAUACUGGCUUGAACAACGACCCCCGGCCAUGUUACCCGUCAAAACGACGGGGAUAGGGGGCGGUCAGAUCUUCCCGGAGAUCCUCUUCGCGCACUGGGCUGCUAUCUCGGGAAACCAGUUGUACCAUGCCGCCUGCAUUAUAAUGCUUGAUAUGAAGCCCCCGGAACAUAUUGUACCUCCGUCUAGACCACAUUACUCAUCCAUCUGGCAUGCACGGAGGGUUUGUGGAAUUUCGCUUACGAAUCCGCACAGUGGCAAUUUGAUUAACGCUAUCCAGCCGCUGUAUAUUGCGGGCAAACUUCUUAGUCACCACAGUGAACAUGUUGAGGUGGCGAGGCUUUUUAAGAUUGUUGAGGAGACGACUGGCUGGGGUGCGCUUUGGAGACUAAAAGAUUUGGAACGGGCUUGGGGGUAUGAGCCUGGUGAGAUAUUAUCAGCGAUUUGA
This is a messenger RNA of Penicillium longicatenatum, 1461 nucleotides long. RefSeq names its product putative C6 transcription factor. Gene Ontology annotation, molecular function: DNA-binding transcription factor activity; transcription cis-regulatory region binding. Gene Ontology annotation, cellular component: nucleus. The record is from RefSeq and is a predicted model, not a curated record. Bases 1 to 1461 code for a protein of 486 amino acids. Gene Ontology annotation, biological process: positive regulation of transcription by RNA polymerase II. NCBI's taxonomy places the organism in Eukaryota, Fungi, Ascomycota, Eurotiomycetes, Eurotiales, Aspergillaceae. The transcript has a single exon.